Messenger RNA from Trematosphaeria pertusa, 1650 nucleotides. Its product is annotated as MFS general substrate transporter. Gene Ontology annotation, molecular function: transmembrane transporter activity. Gene Ontology annotation, biological process: transmembrane transport. Bases 143 to 1615 code for a protein of 490 amino acids. The transcript has 4 exons. NCBI's taxonomy places the organism in Eukaryota, Fungi, Ascomycota, Dothideomycetes, Pleosporales, Trematosphaeriaceae. The record is from RefSeq and is a predicted model, not a curated record.
CUUGAUCGGAGGCCGCGUUCGGACCUAAUGCUGCCAUACCCUUCAGGUGCACUUCACUCUCUUCCUGCUAGACCGUGCUCCUUCGUCUCUUUCUAUUAUUCCCGUCAGAAGAGUACGCAGGCGCGGACGCCUUUCCGAGAGAAUGGAAUACCAAGUAAAGGAUAUGACGAAUGGCGACCCUAUCGUCGAAGACCUUGCCGAUGACGGACCAGACGCCUACGAUGUCUCAACGGACAACAUUAUCGACUUCGAAGGCCCAGACGACCCAAGCAAUCCCAUGAACUGGUCUGCGCUAUACAAAUGGAGCAUGGUCAUCCUCAUCUCAAUCUUGAGUCUGAUAGUGAACCUCGCAAUUCUGAUGUGUGCUCCCGCGACAUCAUACGUUCUGGACGAGUUCCACUCUUCGAGCAAACUGCAAGCCACGCUCCUCGUCUCCAUCUGGGAACUCGGCGAAGUCAUCGGGCCGCUGGUAAUCGCUCCGCUAUCGGAGUCCUUUGGUCGCCUUCCGGCGUACCAUUCCGCGAAUAUUUUCUUCAUCCUUUGUACGGUAGCGGCCGCGGAAAGCACGAGUAUGGGAAUGCUCAUUGCGAUGAGAUUUCUUCUGGGCUUCUCGGUCGCUUCGACGGUUAUAAAUCCUUGCAUUGUUGGGGACAUGUUCCCUGAGGAGCACCGAGGAAAGGCGAUGAGCCUUAUGGGUAUGAUUCCUUUUGUAGCGCCGUGCUUGGGCCCCACCAUCGGUGGAUUUGUGGCUGAGGCUCGUGGGUGGCGAUGGACAUUCUGGGUCACAGCUAUGAUCGCAGCACCGCUUCAACUCCUCUUCCUGAUCUUCUACCGAGAGACAUACCGAGUGCGCAUUCUUCAAAAGAAGGCAGAGAGACUGCGGAAGGAGACGGGAAAUGCUUCUUUGAGAUCGCGAUACGAACUCGAGCUUUCGCCCUCAGCUAUGAUAGCGAGGUCCUUUUUGAGGCCACUGAAGAUGCUUCUUUUCUGCCCAGUGGUGCUGCUGGUCGGUUUGUGCGGGGCAGUCAGUAUGAGCUUGGUUUACGUUAUCAUCACCUCCAUUAGCGAAGUCUAUGACACCACCUAUGGGUUCAGGAAGCAAUUUCUGGGCUUGACUUACUUCGGCCUUGGAGUCGGCAUGGUGUUGAGUACCUUCUCGGUGGGCCCUUUUCUUGACCGAUAUAUGCAAAUGAAGAAACAAGCGGGUAAAGGAAGUCCUGAAGAUCGUGUCCUGCCGAUGCUCUUGGGUAGCAUUCUGGUUCCAUGUGGAAUCCUCGCAUUCGGAUGGUCGGUGGAAUACAAGACGCACUGGGUCGCUCCUAUACUCUUCUCUGUAUUGGUUGGAUACGGCUACGUUUCGAUAGCAAUCUCGGCCUGGAGUUACCUAGUCGACGCGUUCGGCAUAUAUGCGGCUUCCGCAACUGCAGGGACUGUUAUUUUACGUAACGCAGGCGCCGCCUCGUUGCCACUUGCUGGGCCGUCGCUGAUUGAGAAGGUGGGUAUUGGCUGGGGCUAUAGCGUAUUGGCCCUUCUAGGAGCGGUCGCAGUGCCUAUACCCAUUCUUUUGAUUCAGAUGGGCUUAAGGUUAAGAAAAUUGCAGCCUUCCCUAGAUUAAGGACUAUGUCAAGGGAGCGCGAUCUGGCAAUGCUG